Messenger RNA from Phaeodactylum tricornutum CCAP 1055/1, 3990 nucleotides. RefSeq lists its product with no specific name. Gene Ontology annotation, cellular component: ubiquitin ligase complex; membrane; cytoplasm. The transcript has 5 exons. Gene Ontology annotation, biological process: transmembrane transport; chloride transport. The record is from RefSeq and is a predicted model, not a curated record. Bases 208 to 3990 code for a protein of 1260 amino acids. NCBI's taxonomy places the organism in Eukaryota, Bacillariophyta, Bacillariophyceae, Surirellales, Neidiaceae. Gene Ontology annotation, molecular function: protein binding; voltage-gated chloride channel activity.
GGAUUCCAAACUCACAUAUUCCUACGGAACUUAUCACGAAGCCCAUACAAAGCUCGCAACCUUGGAUAUUUCUUCCGCAAAUUGUAACUUAUCCAGUGGACCUACACUUGACACUGCGCGUUGUCGCUUACAAAGUUUACCCUGCUACUAGCUGUCGGUCAACUGGCUUCUUAUCGUAUUCUCCACUUCUUCCACAACACCUCUGUCAUGGUUCCUCUUCCGCAAGAAGACGGUGAGCGACGGCCUCUCAAGCAGGGGGACUACGGCGCUAUUCGUGUCACAAAUGACCACGACAAUUCUCUCGAAAUGGAAGAAGCGGAUGACGGCCAGGGGAAAGAUCAAGCUUCUUCCGUGCCUCCUCCUUCCUCCACAUCCAGCGACGCUGCUCACCGCGUUCUCAUCAAAACUCAAGGAUCGUUUUGGGAGGAUGCCCGGGAUUUUGCUCCGGGAAGUAUUCCCCACUCUGCUGUGCUUGCUUUGACUAUUGGUUGCGUCUGCGGCGUCGCCGCCUGGUUGUACUAUAUGUUUCUGGAAUGGGCGCUAGAUUUCUUGUGGCACGACUUGCCGGAACGAUUCGUCAUUGACUACUGGCCCGAAUACUUGUAUGUGCUGUGGAUUCCUCUCAUCGGUUUCGGUAUGGCUGUUGGAUUGGGUAUAGUGGUGAAGGUUAUGGGCGAACCGGGAGAUCUACCGUACACGGUCAAGUGUGUGCACGAGAAGGGCUACGUCGCAAUGAACCACGUAAUGCCCAUGGUUAUGGCGUCACAAUGCAGUAUUUUAGCGGGAGGAUCGCUCGGCCCGGAAGCGCCGCUCGUGGCGAUUUGUGCCGCACUCGGUGGCUUCGUCAGUCGCAGCGUUUUCGGAAUGACGGACCGGAAUCUAGUGCGCAAACACACUCUCAUGGGUAUGGCGGGAGCCUUGGCCGCAUUCUUUGGCUGUCCGCUUGGAGGAAGCUUGUUUGCCAUGGAGGUAAACAGCCGAUUCGGGAUCGAGUACUUUGAACAUACUCUCGAAGCAAUUUUAUGCGGUGAAAUCUGCCUAGUCGUAUUUCGCGCCUUGGCCGGUCUGCCUAUUCAAGCAAUCUGGGAUAUUUCGGACGACAAAUUGGAAGCCACUUCCGUAGUGGAUAUCCUAUACGGAUGCGUGCUGGGGCUCUUGGGGGCUGGAGUAGCCUGGGGGUUUGCCAACUUUCACUGGAAGGUCAUGCAUAUGUUUCAGCACUUCAAUCUACUGAAGAACGAACGCGCAAUUCACCGUGCCAUGGCGGGUGCUGUCGUGGUAGUGCUGAUGGGGAUGCUCGUUCCGCAGACCAUGUUCUGGGGCGAAUUUGAAUUCGAAACCAUUGCCACAAUGGCUCCAACCAAAGAUCUGAUGCACAUAUGGCCCACAUCAGGAUUGUUGGGGUUCGAAAUGGAUUCUUUCGGAUCAGCAAUGAUUGUUGGCGUCGCAAAGCUGAUUGCAAUUUCUUUUACGGUAUCGGGUGGAUACCGUGGAGGGUAUAUUUUCCCAGCGUUUGCUGCGGCAGCCGCCUUGGGACGCGCCAUUUCUAUUCUUUGCCCCUUUAUUCCCGUCCAGCUCUGCGUUUUGUGCAUGGCUGCUGCACUGAAUGUAGCCUUGACUCGAACCGCAUUGGCCACGACACUCAUUCUAGCGUAUUUGUCUGGCGAGCAAAACUCGAUCUCUGCCAUUCUAGCCGCGUCACUGGUGUCUCUCUUUGCGACCGGCUACAUGCCUUUCAUUCGGUCGCAAAUGGUGCGAGCCGAUUUGGACGCGAGCUUGUACUAUUCGGAAGAUUAUCCCGAAGAAGCCUUUUCUAUGACACCCAUGGCCGAUGUCCAUAAGAUGUCCAAUACUACUACCACUCCGGGAGCAGUACAAGGACGCAAAAGCAACGGUGGUGUGCAAGUAGUAUCCUACCAGAAUGAUACCGAAUGGCCUUUGCAUUACGCCUGUCGAGUAGGCAAUCUAGAACAGGUCCAAUACUUGGUAAAACAAUCAAAAGCGAGUAUCGGAAGCAAGGACGAUAUAGUGAACCAGCACGACGACAACGAUGCAACUCCUUUGUAUUACGCUGCACUGACGGGAAAUACUGACAUUUGUCGUUUUCUGCUAGAAAAGGCCGGCGCAAGAUGUCAAGGUCACGAUGGUGCUCGAGUGUUUUACGUGGCCUUGACUUCAGACCUACGGAAAUUACUACGCGUUUGGAGUUUAUCAGCGGCAACGCGCGAUCCAUAUCUAGAUCGUUGGCAAGAUGCCUUUGUGCAGGCAUCCGAAUCAGAUCAACAAGGGGAUUGUGUGUACCAUCGCCGUAGCAGCUUCCAGCAUAACUCAAAACCUUUCUGUCGGUCGAAAUCGAUUUAUUUCCAUCGAAUUGUUGUCCAAGCUCGGUGCCCCGCAUUGGCUGACUUCUUACACGAGCACUACCCGGAGUCUGCGGAGGAUAGUAAAGCUGCAAGCGAACUACGUUUGGAUGAAUAUCCUGAGGCCGUCGUUUGCGGAUUUCUGGAAUAUCUGUACACUGGGGUUUGGUAUAUUGAGAAUCUUUUGGAGCUCCGAUCACAAGCACUUGCUCUCGCAUCCAAGUUGGAACAACAAGAUUUAGUGCAAAUUAUUCAUACAAAGUGGCCGGACAUGGCAAAACGCAUUGAAGAGGAUGGCAAAGGUUUUCAAACUUCUUUGACUAUGGAAGUUUCGAGCAUUCCACGGCUGCGGAAGGACUUGCGGAAAUUGGCACACUGGGUGUCAACACCCCAUCACGAAAUUUCUUCCUUUCAUCGAUUGAACCAUCUGUUAACCUGGAGUGAUGCGACCAUCCAAUGCCGGGAUUGUUCCUGGUCAGUGCACCGCUUUGUCACGCAAUCAGUAUCCGAAUUUUUGGACCGCGCCUGGUCGGGGUCCUUUCUAGAAGCACAGGAAGGCUCUUUGAAUGUAAGCGAAAUGCCCUGCACACCCGAAGCCUGGUCGCUUGCAAUUCAAUGGAUGUACGCGGAUCAAUUCCUGACGUCUGUCGAUUCGGACACUGCUCUGGAUGUCCUGGAAUUGGCGACGACUAUCUUGUGUCCACAACUGGCCUCGUACGUGGCGAACAUUGUGCUGGUUUCCCUAGUCGAAUUGGAAAACGUUCUGGAUCUUUUGCUUCUCGCUCGAUCGUACGGGUUUGACAAAUUGGAAGAUUGCUGCAUUGGGGUUGUGGCGUUGCACAUAGAUAAGCUGGUGGGCUCAGACGACCUCCGCUCCAUCUUGACUGAGGAGGCUGCCGAAAUUAGUCAAGGUGGCGAUGUGCGGCCACAGAUUUUAUUUUUUGGAGCUUGUCAGCCGUUCGCACCUCCAUGGCAAAAUAAUAAUGGAGAAAUUGCUUUGGGUAGCGUUGGCAAUCCCAGUCGGAGAGCUACUGCAAUUCUAGUACUAGCCUGGGCGCAAACGUCGGUGACGGCCUCCAGCUGUGACGAUUCUGUCCAUUGUUCCGCUGGAUAUUACCUUGAAAGCGCUUCUUUACGCAGCGCUUCUGCUCCAUGUAUUGCGAUCGGAAAAGGGUUCUGGAGCCCGUCGUUUGAUAACAAUCGCCAUUCGUGCCAAAUCCUACCGCUCUACGUGGCAGCUAGCGUUGCCUUGCCUUUUGCCGGUACAACCGACGAUGUAACUGGAUCGGAGCGUUAUCGUUUGCGUGAGGAAACCGAAAGGUUGUCUGCUUUCCGGGACGCGUGCGAGCGGCCUGGCGGGAGUUCACUAACUUUCAUGGAAACUCCACCUGCUAUGACGUCGAGAAGAUCCACUUCUCAUAACAGCGUCUACAUACCGCUAGAGCCUUUUCUUUCCAUUUUCAUAGUGGUCAUGCUAGCCAUCUUUUUUACGGCCAUUCUCGAUAGAAGAGCGAACGACAACGAGCUAGAACUUGAAACGCUUCGAGCUCAGACGGCACAAGAGAUUGCAGCCUUACGAAAGAUGCUUUUGGAUUUCCAGUUGAAGGCAGACCGUAAUUGUAUAGACUAA